AUGGCCACAUCGAUUUCGAGCGACCACAGGCAGCUUGAUUAUCAUGUGAUUUGUGCAAGAAUCUUUCCAUUGGUUAGAGCUGAUGCGUCGGUAUCGAUUAAGGUGUUGCAAGAGGCAACAGAGGCAACAUAUGGUUUCAAGCCAAGUUAUCGGAAAGUGUGGUUGGCAAAGCAGAAGGCAGUAGCACAGAUCUACGGCGAUUGGGAGGAGUCAUAUGCGGAUCUGCCCCGAUGGAUCCUUGGGGUCACGUUAACCAUGGACGGUUCCGUUGCUUUGCUGAAGACCUCCCCGGUUAGAGUGGGUGACCAGGUUGAUGAAGAAAGAGUCUACUUUCAUCGCAUGUUUUGGACAUUCCCUCCAUGUGUUGAGGCAUUCCGCCACUGUAAGCCACUCGUCAGCAUCGAUGGGACACACUUGUAUGGUAAGUACGGAGGGACGUUGUUGUUGGCGAUUGCUCAGGAUGGGAAUUCGAAUAUUUUGCCUGUUGCGUUUGCACUAGUGGAGGGGGAAAAUGCUGAGUCUUGGUCAUAUUUUCUGUCCAAUCUUAGAAGACAUGUUACUCCACAGGAAGGUAUUCUCCUCAUCUCCGACAGACACAACGGCAUCAAGGCUGCGCUGGAGUCACCCGAUAGUGGUUGGCGACCUCCGCAUGCUUAUAGGGCAUUUUGCAUUCGGCAUGUUGCUGCAAAUUUUGCCCUUACCUUCAAGGGGCAGGAUGUUAGAAGGUGGCUGGUUAACGCCGCUUAUGCUAAGACGGAAGCCGAAUUUGACUAUUGGUUUGAUAUAAUGAGGUCAGAGAACCCAGCCAUGUGUGAUUGGGCAAACAGGAUGGAUUAUGAGAUGUGGACACAGCACAAAGAUGGGGGCAGACGAUAUGGUCACAUGACGACCAACAUUUUUGAGUGUGUCAACUCUGUUUUGAAGGGCACAAGAAAUCUACCAGUGACGUCCUUGGUUAAGUCCACCUAUCUUCGCCUUGCUGAGUUGUUCGUUGUCCGGGGGCAGACGGCAGAGGCACAGUUAGGAUCCGGUCAAAGGUAUUCGCAGGCACUUAUGAGGGCAAUUGAGCGUAACUUGAAGGAUGCGAGGUGCUUCACUGUGACUGUUUUUGAUAGGCACCUACUUGAUUACACGGUGGCUGAGACUACCCCCACAGGCAGAUUCUCGCUUGGUUGCUACAGAGUUUCCCUAAGGGAUCGUACUUGUGACUGUGGUCAUUUCCAGGCACUGCACUACCCGUGUUGCCAUGCCAUCGCAUGCUGUGCGCAGUCACGGCUAGAUUGGGCAACAUUUGUUGAUGAAGUUUACAGCAUGUCUGAGGUGUUUAAGGUCUAUCAAAUGUCUUUUGCACCAUGUAUACCUGAGGGGCUUUGGCCCCCGUAUGACGGUCUGAUCGUUAUACCCGACCCAAAUAUGAGAAGAGCAAGAGAAUGA
Arachis duranensis is the source of this 1434-nucleotide messenger RNA. RefSeq lists its product as uncharacterized. Lineage: Eukaryota; Viridiplantae; Streptophyta; Magnoliopsida; Fabales; Fabaceae. The record is from RefSeq and is a predicted model, not a curated record. Gene Ontology annotation, molecular function: zinc ion binding. The transcript has a single exon. The coding region runs from base 1 to 1434 and encodes 477 amino acids.